AUGUUGUCUCUCAGGAACAUUAUGAGAACCAACAACGGUAUUAUCACUCAGAGAUGCACCGGAGAUCCCAACAUUAUACCCAGUGUGGUGGUGGAAGUUGUAUCCGGUACCGGAGGGGAAGCCCAUCUUCACAGCGGCACACAACGCCUCGUCCACCAGUCUACAACUCCACUGAGCCCCAAUCGCUCCACCAUCCACGGGGAGUUCCUGGGCUACCGUAUUACACUCAAGCCCAGAGACAUACCCAACCCUCGCUCUGAACAAGUGGUUAAAAUCACCGUCAAAGAUCCCAAUGUCAAUAGUCACGUUGUACAGGGCCUACGCACCUACACCCAGUACUUGGUGUCCCUUCAGGUGUUUAAUCCUGAAGGUGACGGACCCACUUCCACAGUAGCUGUCAUGACUGACGAAGGUGGUGAGUAUCUUUGCUCUUAA
Homarus americanus (American lobster) is the source of this 435-nucleotide messenger RNA. RefSeq lists its product as uncharacterized. The record is from RefSeq and is a predicted model, not a curated record. Lineage: Eukaryota; Metazoa; Arthropoda; Malacostraca; Decapoda; Nephropidae. The transcript is spliced from 3 exons. Gene Ontology annotation, molecular function: protein binding. Bases 1 to 435 code for a protein of 144 amino acids.